Nothobranchius furzeri (turquoise killifish) is the source of this 4694-nucleotide messenger RNA. RefSeq names its product ribosomal protein S6 kinase, polypeptide 4 (gene rps6ka4). Gene Ontology annotation, biological process: intracellular signal transduction; regulation of DNA-templated transcription; peptidyl-serine phosphorylation. Lineage: Eukaryota; Metazoa; Chordata; Actinopteri; Cyprinodontiformes; Nothobranchiidae. Gene Ontology annotation, molecular function: protein serine/threonine kinase activity; magnesium ion binding; ATP binding. The record is from RefSeq and is a predicted model, not a curated record.
CGCCCACAAAUAUUGGUCACGUGACUGGCCGUCGCCCAGGUUGUCUCGGGAAGCAUCCUGGUGUUCUAGCUGUUUUUGUCCUAGAACGUAAAGUGAGAUGUAAACAUUCUCACGAUGGGAGAGUCAUUCGCUUAAUUCCAGUGGACAGAAAGAAGGCAAUGAGCCAGUGUGACUGCCUUUUUGCAACAUUGCCUGACCGCUCCGUAUCUGAAGAGCGUUAAAAUGGCUAACCAGCCAGUAGCUGCUUAGCUAAUGGUUCAAACUUUGACGGACAGCUGCAGCGAUUCGCCUAACAACAUUUCUCUUUCUAACUGUUAUGAUCAUUACGAAACGCUGGAGGUUUUAACACGCCAUCCACUGCCGCUUUUUAAUGAUCAACCCGUCCUUUAAAAGUAAGAUCUAUUUUCCUUUUACCAAGUAACUAUCAGCUAUUUUAUGAAUAAUGACUAUGGAACAGCUAAUGCUAACAAUAGCGUCUUAAACUGUCCUGAUACCACAACGGAUAUUUUGGCUGGAGACGUCCCUUAAUUUUUACGACAAUAUUGUGGCUAACAUGAAUCGAAAUAGUGACACGUCUGUGUUUUCUUUUUGAUCACAUGAUUGAAUAAAAACUGCGAAACUGAUUUUUCCGGUGAAUUUAACGUCAAUGCAACAACACUAGAAGGAAAGCACAGCUGUCCUGUCAUUUCCGUAAUCCCCGUGUUCUUGGCAAUGAGACUACAGUAGAUUUUCUUUAUAUUGUGGAGUCUGAAUCAAAAACGACUGAAAACAAUAAAAAUCCACCUUCAUAUACUCAGUCUGUAGUCCCGUUUUAAAGUUAUGUCUGGGGACACAUCUGACAGUAGUGAUGACUCCGAUGGGAAAACAAAUGAGAAGGCCUGUACAGUCAUGCAUGAAAUCACCAAUGCCAACCUCACAGGUCACACCGAAAGGGUUGGCAUGGAGAACUUUGAGCUGCUCAAGGUUUUGGGCACCGGAGCAUACGGAAAAGUGUUUUUGGUGAGGAAGAACACCGGCCACGACGCCGGCCAGCUGUACGCCAUGAAGGUGUUAAAGAAGGCAGCCAUCAUUCAGAAAGCAAAGACGACAGAACACACUCGCACUGAGAGGCAGGUGCUGGAGAACAUCCGCCAGUCGCCCUUCCUGGUCACACUUCACUACGCCUUCCAAACUCAGAGCAAACUGCAUCUGAUCCUAGAUUAUGUGAGUGGCGGGGAGAUGUUCACCCAUUUGUACCAGCGGGAUCACUUUUCCGAAGAGGCGGUGCGUAUUUAUAUCGGGGAAAUAAUUCUGGCCCUGGAGCACCUGCACAAGCUUGGGAUCGUGUACAGAGACAUCAAACUGGAGAACAUCCUUCUGGACAGCGAGGGCCACGUGGUGUUGACAGAUUUCGGCCUCAGCAAAGAAUUUCUGGAAGAAGACAAGGGAAGAACCUACUCUUUCUGUGGCACCAUUGAGUACAUGGCUCCUGAGAUCAUCAGGGGAAAGACUGGCCAUGGGAAGACGGUGGACUGGUGGAGUCUUGGGAUCCUGAUGUUUGAGCUUCUGACCGGUGCAUCUCCUUUUACUUUGGAGGGAGAAAGGAACUCUCAGAGUGAGGUGUCAAAACGGAUUUUACGCUGCGAUCCACCGUUCCCCUCUAUGAUCGGAUCCGUCGCCCAGGACCUGCUGAAGAAGCUUCUGGUGAAAGAUCCCCACCGGAGGCUGGGCUCUGGGCCACGAGGAGCUGAGGACAUCAAAGCUCAUGCCUUCUUCAAGGGACUGAACUGGGCUGACCUUGCACAGAAGAAGGUGGCGAGCCCCUUCAAACCCGAGCUGAAGAAUGAGCUGGAUGUGGGGAAUUUUUCAGAGGAGUUCACAGGAAUGGAUCCCGUCUACUCCCCGGCGAGCACGCCUCCAAGCACAGACCGUCUGUUCCAGGGCUACUCCUUCAUCGCUCCUUCCAUCUUGUUCAAUAAAAACGCCGUCAUGGGAGAUUUUGUAGAAUCUCAAGUUGGAGCCGACCGACCAGCUUCUGCGUCGGUCCAGCACAGCGCCAUGUUAAAGGAGUCCCAGUUCUUCCUGCACUAUGACCUGGAUCUGCACAGCCCACCGCUCGGGGAGGGCAGCUUUUCUGUGUGCAGGAGAUGCAGACACAAGCAAACAGGCCACGAGUACGCCGUUAAGAUCGUCAGCCGCAGAAUGGAGGCAAACACUCAGAGGGAGAUCGCUGCCUUGAGGCAAUGCGAGGGUCACCCAAACAUCGUCAAGCUGUAUGACGUCUACACCGAUCAGUACCACACAUAUUUAGUGAUGGAGCUUCUGCUGGGUGGAGAGUUACUGGAACGGAUCAAGAAGAAGAAACUGUUUGACGAGGCGGAGGCCAGCCACCUGCUCCAGAGUCUGGUCUCAGCUGCCAGUUACAUGCACGAGGCUGGAGUCGUGCACAGAGAUCUCAAACCGGAGAACGUGCUGUUUACAGACGAUGGGGAGGACUCUGUGCUCAAAGUCAUAGACUUUGGAUUUGCCCGCCUGUGUCCUGCAGGUAGCGCCCCUCUGCAGACGCCCUGCUUCACCCUGCAGUAUGCCGCUCCGGAGCUGUUUGAAAGCGCCGGAUACGACAAGUCCUGUGACCUCUGGAGCCUUGGGGUCAUCCUGUACACCAUGCUGUCAGGCCAGGUGCCGUUUCAGAGCGAGCAGCGUGGGAUGACCUCAUCAUACGCUGCAGACAUCAUGCAGAAGAUUAAAGAGGGCGAUUUCUCACUGGACGGGGAUGCCUGGAAGGGUGUGUCAGAGGAUGCUAAAGAGCUCGUUAAAGGGCUAUUGACUGUGGAUCCAGAAAGUCGCCUCAAACUCUCUGAUCUGAAGGAGAACAGCUGGCUGCAGGGCGCCGUCUCCAUGUCUACCACUCCAUUGUGCACUCCUGAUGUGUUAGAGUCCAGCGGGCCAACCGUGCGCACCUACGUCAAUGCUACCUACAAGGCGUUUAACCGCGGCAAGAGAGAAGGCUUUUUCCUGAAAAGCGUCGACAAUGCUCCGCUCGCCAAACGACGCAAGCUCAAGAUGACGAGCACAGGCGUGGAGACCCGAUGGAGUUCGUCCUCUUCCUCCUCUUCUUCUUCCACUUCCUCCUCAGCCUCAGCAUCCAAAGAUCAGCGGAAGCAAACUGUGACGCCAAAGCAGAGCAAGUUAAAGUGACUCGCAGACGAGGCGUGGGUUUUCCAAGAACUGGUAACAGGUUGUCCUCUGGUGGUCCGCACCGAAGUCCAAAAUAAAACGCUGACGAAGCAGAAAACCGGUGGAUCCAAAAGGGUUUCAUUGCAAAUUGAAUUUCUUAAUAACAGCAACGCAUCUUCGUACUUUCUCCAUUUUGUCCUCAGACCAAAUGUGGGAGAAUUUAAUUCCUAGUCAGUAUUUGUUCAGCAGUUUUAUCUUAAAUCAAUGUGGCUACUAAACGGUGCCUGAGAAAGGGGAAAAAAGGAGCUAUACUUACGAGCAGAAGCCAUAAACGCAGCAAAGUCUCCAGUCCUUUUUGUGGGCUGAACAUUUAAAUCAUUUUUAACAAGAUCAAAGAUGUCAAACAAAAAAACUACCAUGUUUCAUUUGAGGACAAGCCUUCCUGUUUGCACUGCCAGUAGAAAAAAAAAGAUGAAAUUGUCCCCGAUUUGAAAAAGAUUUUUAUAUAUGUAUAAAAUUCUUAAUCACAUAAGAUGAAAACUGCUGUUCUGGAUAUUUUUGGGAUCUGGAAGCUGCUGCACGUCCAGAGCCCAGCGCUGAGUGGAACCCGUGGGAACAGCUGGAGUCGGAUGUGAAGCGGCUGCUGUUGUGAUAAAGUGUAAAAAACUGAUUAUCGUUGGAUAUUUCUAGCAUGCACAUCCACUGUAAGAAGAGUUUCUAUAUUUUGGUAUCCCUGAUAAAAGAUUUAUCCCUCGAACGCGCAGGAAGAGAUGGAGCAUUUGUUGAUUUAACACUUUUGAGUUUGAAAGUCAUUUUGGUCAUGCAGGGUUCCCGUAGCUCCAGCCUGUAGUUAUACAGUAAAAAACCUGCUGCCUAAUGACUGAAAGCAGCUUGCUCAGAAAUCACGGGGCCUUCUGUCUUUCUCCUGAGCUGAUAUGAAAUCAUUGUAUAGCUUUGAAAUUGAAACGGUGUUACAGAACGAGACACUUGUCCUGUGAUAAUGAUGUACAUAGGAGUCGUGAUUGGGAGUGAGGACUGUUGUAAUGAUUUCAGCUGUUUUAAUGGUAUUUUAACGUCUUGUUUUUAUUUGACUCUUUAAAUGUUGCACAGACAAGUUGAUCAAUUAAACACAUUUCAGCUUAAAUGGUGCUUUUGCUGAUAUUUAUUAUGCCCUUGGAUUUUAAUGUGGCUAUGGGGUUUAUCAUGAUUUGGCUCUUUGUGUGUGUGUGUGUAUGUGUGUGUGUGUGCACCAGAUGAAGCAUUAUGAGUUACUGUAUUACUUUCUUUCAUGGUUUCCCUCGAGCAUCUUUUUAAAAAAUCGGCCUGUUUGUGUUUGAGCUGAACCUUCCUUUCUUCAGAGCUGGUUUUAUUGUUGUUUUGUUGUUGUUGUUGCUGUGGUAGGUCCCGUUUUCUUUCCUCUCAUUGCUAUUUUGAUGCACUGUCACUGCUGUCGUAACUGGGAAAUGAUCAUUUGCACCAAGUUCUUAUUUUCAUUUUAUUAUUUUGUUUGGUGCUAAAUAAACAUUACUUUAAAAUAA